GCGCUCCCCCCACGACGCGCACGUGCGCGUUCGCGCCGCUCAUACUUCAGCGGGGGGCGCGCGCCCUGGAAAAUUCCACACCCGGAGAAGCUCCACCCCUAUGCGCCCUCUCCUGUGCCCUCGGCUCUUAACGCUUAGUCCCCAUCCCAGCGGCCUUUGCGGGAACAAAAUGGCAGCCCCCAUGACGCGGGGGUUGUUUUGUUUAUCCAAAGCUUUAGGAUGGUGGUCUCGUCAGCCAGUCCUGGUGACGCAGUCCACAGUUGUAGUUCCAGUGAGAACUAAGAAACGUUUCACACCUCCUCCUUAUAAACCCAAAUUCAAAUCAGAAAAGGAGUUUAUGGAAUUUGCCCGGAAAGCAGGUGUGGUCAUUCCUCCAGAACGUUUGGAGCGUCCCCUACAUCUGGCCUGUACAGCUGGUAUCUUUGACACCUAUGUUCCUCCAGAAGGUGAUGCUCGCUUGUCAUCUCUUGCAAAGGAAGGACUGGCACAGAGAAGUGAGCGAUUGAAGAAGAAGGUGGCAUCACAAUUGUCAGUCCGGAAGAUAAGACAGUAUGAUCCGAAUUUUAAAAUAAAGGACUUCCCUGAAAAAGCUAAGGAUAUUUUUAUUGAAGCUCACCUUUGUCUGAACAACUCAGACCAUGACCGGCUUCAUACCUUGGUAACUGAAAACUGUUUUCCGGACAUGGUCUGGGACAUCACGUACAAGACCGUCCGCUGGAGCUUCGUAGAAUCCUUAGAGCCACCACAGGUGGUUCAGGUCCGCUGUUCAAAUUUGCUGAACCAAGGCAACAUAUAUGGCCAGAUCACUGUCCGUCUGCACACCCGGCAGACUCUGGCAAUCUAUGACCGGUUUGGCCGCCUGAUGUACGGACAGGAAGAUGUGCCCAGGGAUGUCCUGGAGUAUGUUGUGUUUGAAAAGCACCUGGUAAAUCCCUAUGGGAGCUGGAGAAUGCACGGCAAGAUUGUUCCCCAGUGGGCACCCCCUAAGCAGCCCAUCCUUAAGACGGUGAUGAUCCCUGGGCCCCAGCUGAAACCCUGGGAAGACUAUGAAGAGCCACAGGGAGAGGCCCCUCAGCUUCAGCUGUCCUGAUUGGAAAAAUGACUCUGGGUUGAAACAUGGGUAAUGAGUUGGCUGGAUGCUGUGGAGUCUGGGAGCUGUGAAGUCCAUCAUCUCUCCAUCAUGCUGUAGAAAGAUCUGCCUUUGUCCUUUCUUGUCCUACUUGGGUGUUUCCAGCCAUCUCGGCAGCUAUGGCUGAUGGCUGGGCCCAGGUGGGUGGCUGGCUGAUACAUACACAGCCACGAGCCCACUUCUUCUUCCUUUUAAAAUUGUAUAUCUAGCUUCUGAGUCUCAGUGGAAAGUAUGUUUUGGAUACCUGUUUUUUUCAGCGGCAGAGACCAUCAGGAAGCAAACUGGCAGAAUUUUCUUUUUAAUUACAAUGUAGAGAUUAGAGUUUGAAAUAAAACACUGUCAGAGUGUUGGACAAAC
Enhydra lutris kenyoni (northern sea otter) is the source of this 1486-nucleotide messenger RNA. It is a transcript of the gene MRPL45, whose product is annotated as mitochondrial ribosomal protein L45. Lineage: Eukaryota; Metazoa; Chordata; Mammalia; Carnivora; Mustelidae. The record is from RefSeq and is a predicted model, not a curated record. The transcript is spliced from 8 exons. Gene Ontology annotation, cellular component: mitochondrion. The coding region runs from base 101 to 1090 and encodes 329 amino acids.